Lolium rigidum is the source of this 825-nucleotide messenger RNA. Its product is annotated as nudix hydrolase 23, chloroplastic-like. The record is from RefSeq and is a predicted model, not a curated record. The coding region runs from base 16 to 807 and encodes 263 amino acids. Lineage: Eukaryota; Viridiplantae; Streptophyta; Magnoliopsida; Poales; Poaceae. The transcript has 7 exons.
ACUAAACCGCGCGCCAUGCUCCUCCUCAGAUCCCACCACCUGCUCCUCCCCCACGCCGCCUGCCUCCUCCUCCGCCGCGCCGCCGCCGCUCCCCUGCCCCGCGCCGCCGCCGCCGCCCGCCUGCGCCCGCUCCGGAUGUCGACCUCCAAUUCCAGCGCCAGCGCCAGCUCCCCCGCCGCCCCGUCGCCGCCCCCCGCGGGGGUGCCCAAGUCGAGGAUCCCCUUCUGCCCAGCGUGCGGGAGCCCGACGAAACUGGCCGUGCCGGAUGGGGACGAGAAGAUGAGGGCCGUGUGCUCGUCCUGCGGAAGAGUUCACUACGAGAACCCCAAAAUGGUUGUUGGGUGCCUCGUGGAGCAUGAGAACAAGGUCCUACUUUGCAGAAGAAAGAUCGAGCCAGCUUAUGGCCUUUGGACUCUUCCUGCUGGUUAUUUGGAGGUUGGAGAGUCUGCAGCACAAGGAGCCUCCAGGGAAACACUGGAAGAAGCUUGUGCAGAUGUGGAGAUAGUCUCCCCUUUUGCUCAGCUGGAUAUUCCGCUGAUUGGCCAAAGUUACAUUAUUUUCCGAGCAAGAAUGAAGACCCCAAAUUUCUCACCUGGAGUCGAGUCGCUAGAAUGUGCACUUUUUGCUCUAGAUGAUAUACCCUUUGAUUCUCUAGCAUUUUCUUCAAUCAUCGUCACCCUGAGAAUGUAUAUUGAAGAUGUCAAGUCUGGAAACAUCAAAUUCCAUUACUGCACUAUAAACAAGAGGAUCGGAGCCGGAGCUUCAGAUCUCCGCAGUUUCGAUAUCGACAACCAUUUAGCAGUGUGAGCUUGUGCAAGUUUCAAG